Messenger RNA from Ochlerotatus camptorhynchus, 2876 nucleotides. RefSeq names its product chromatin-remodeling ATPase INO80 (gene Ino80). NCBI's taxonomy places the organism in Eukaryota, Metazoa, Arthropoda, Insecta, Diptera, Culicidae. Bases 191 to 2845 code for a protein of 884 amino acids. Gene Ontology annotation, molecular function: ATP-dependent chromatin remodeler activity; ATP binding; DNA binding. Gene Ontology annotation, cellular component: Ino80 complex. Gene Ontology annotation, biological process: chromatin remodeling; DNA repair. The transcript has 5 exons. The record is from RefSeq and is a predicted model, not a curated record.
UUAUGAUUCUAAACGCUAGGAUAUUUCAUUGAUUCUGCUAAACGCACAACAUAAAAUCGCAAACUAAUCCAGAAUUUACAAGACAUUAUAACUACAUAUCAGUUCAUCUAAUUGAAAAGCAUUUAACGAAAGUAAUCGAUCAGCUCGUUCGCAGUGAAUUGUUGCGUAUUGCGGUCAUUGCGGUGCCAAAAUGGCUGAAAACAACAUUCAUCUUGGUGGAAAUUUUGGUGAACAGCUAAUGGCUAUACCACUGCACAUUCAGCGCCUAGAGGCAGCUCUUGACAUGCGGCCAUUCCUGGCUUAUGCAAAGAAAAUGUUAGCAAAGCCUUUAACCAGCAGCGAGGAUGAAGAUAACGAUGAUUCCUGUAGCAGUGAUUCCGAUUCGGAUUCAUCCAAUGGAAACAUCCGCAAUUAUCGGAAGUUGGCAUACGGUGUAAAAGUUUCAAAGCAAGAACGUAACGAAGACAAACGUUAUCUUUAUAAUUUGACCUCCGUUGGUCCGGAACGUCUCUGUAUUCAAAAUUUGCUCCUCUCCGAUACCGAGACGGAAAGUGAAAUUUCUGACGAGGAUAGUCACAUCAAAGAAAUGCUAAAAAGUCAUUUGAGCGAAAGAAAAUACCGAGGAAAAUAUUAUAGUACCUUGAAUAAUUCUCAAUACGGUUACUAUGGAGCAGGUCUUCUGUCAAAUUAUGACAUGUUUCCCGAACAUCAACGAUCAAUAGUUGGGAUCCGUAAACGUAAAAUGAAACGUGAAAAAAAGCUGGGCAAAUUGAAAUUAGGAAGGAAGAAAGCUAUAAGAAAUGAGACUGAUGAUCGAGUUUCUGAUAUUGGGGACAUCGAUUGGGAGGAACAGCUAGCAGCUUUGAAAAACGAUGACUAUAUCGAUUCAAAGCCAACGAGUCCAACGGGAGUGAAGUACAAACGGGGACGUAAAUCUUCCAUAAAAACGCCAGAAAUGAUGGCAGCUAGACGGCGUAAAAUAUGGCAGUUAAUGGCCAAGAAAGAGCUUGGGAAGGUGCAGCGUGCAAAGGUGAACAAUCACAAAGACAUGGUCACCAACUGCCGGCGUGUUGCUUCGCUGUGCAUGAAAGUUUCACGCCAGAAAGCAAUGCAAUCACAAAAAUUGAUGAAGGAAACAAUUUGGAAAGCAAAACGAUUGACUCGAGAGAUGCAAGGUUACUGGAAACGAUACGAUCGUGUAGAAAGGGAAACACGGCGACGUAUGGAGAAGGAAGCUGAAGAACAACGCAAAAUAGACGUUGAGAUGGUUGAAGCUAAACGGCAACAGAGAAAACUCAAUUUUCUUAUAACACAGACGGAAUUAUAUGCACAUUUCAUGUCUAAAAAGCUGGGUAAUGUAUCGAAGGAGGAACAGUUAAAAAUUCUAUCCCAGCUCGACGAAGAAUCCAACCCCAGAUUAGCAGCUAUCGAUAGCUACGAUAGUGAAUUAAUGAAGCAUCAAGCUCAAAAAAAUGCAGUGGAUGCAUUUAAUAGCGAACGGGCCCGAAAACUGCAAUUUGAUAGCGCUGUUCGACAACAUAUUCCAACCAAUCAAAAGGUUGAUGAAUCCGGAAUGAUAAUUGAUUUACCACAACCAGCCAUUUUUCGUGGAUGUUUGAAAGGCUAUCAGUUGAAAGGGAUGACAUGGUUAGCAAAUCUCUACGACCAGGGCAUCAGUGGAAUCCUUGCCGAUGAAAUGGGAUUGGGAAAAACGGUUCAAUCGAUAGCUUUCCUGUGUCAUAUAGCCGAAAGCUACGGUGUGUGGGGCCCGUUCCUUAUAAUCUCACCUGCUUCAACGCUCCACAACUGGCAACAAGAGAUGGAACGAUUCGUGCCGGAUUUCAACGUUGUACCGUAUUGGGGAUCUCCGAAUGAACGGAAAAUAUUACGUCAAUUUUGGGAACAAAAAGAUCUCCAUACGAAAGAUGCUAGCUUUCACGUGGUGAUUACCAGUUACCAGCUGGUAGUCUCUGACUAUAAGUAUUUCAACCGUAUCAAAUGGCAAUACAUGGUUCUAGAUGAAGCACAAGCAAUAAAAAGUUCAAGUUCGGUUCGUUGGAAACUUCUGCUGGGAUUUAACUGCCGAAAUCGUUUGUUGCUAAGCGGUACACCGAUUCAAAACAGCAUGGCUGAGCUUUGGGCCUUGUUACACUUUAUUAUGCCAACCUUAUUCGAUUCGCACGAGGAGUUUAAUGAAUGGUUCUCUAAAGAUAUUGAAAGUCACGCUGAAAACAAGACCGGAAUUGAUGAAAAGCAAAUAUCCCGCCUGCACAUGAUACUGAAACCGUUCAUGCUGAGACGUAUAAAAAAAGAUGUUGAAAACGAACUCUCCGACAAGAUCGAAAUAAUGGUCUAUUGUCCACUAACCACACGACAAAAGCUUCUGUACGUCGCACUAAAAAAGAAAAUCAGAAUAGAAGACUUACUGCAUCUCACCGGGCAUGGAACGGGCGAUGGCCAUUCGUUUGAUAAGAAUUUUACGUCUAAUCUGAUGAACCUGGUGAUGCAGUUUCGUAAGGUGUGUAAUCAUCCGGAGUUGUUUGAACGACGCGAUGCCAAAAGUCCAUUUUUCUGUCGGACUGUCGAAUACCCGUUAGCUAGGUUGAUUUUCGAUGAAGCUCUUCUGAACAGAGUGUUUCCCAGCAAACGACAUUUGCUGUUCAAUAAGUUCAGCAUAUUCAAAAGUGAAAAUGUCCAUAGAACCGUGUUUCCUUAUAGACCGACAGUGAAUUACUCAUGCAUCGAAGAUUUGAACAUAAACAACACUUUUUCGUUUACGCGGCUGUGUUCACUAUCACCACAAGAAAUGGAACGUCUGGCGCUCGAAGGUCUCAUCUAUUUGUAAGUUGUUUGUUCAAAUUUCUAUAUAACCAUCU